This is a messenger RNA of Quercus robur (English oak), 3084 nucleotides long. Its product is annotated as pentatricopeptide repeat-containing protein At2g41720. NCBI's taxonomy places the organism in Eukaryota, Viridiplantae, Streptophyta, Magnoliopsida, Fagales, Fagaceae. Gene Ontology annotation, molecular function: protein binding. The coding region runs from base 59 to 2530 and encodes 823 amino acids. The record is from RefSeq and is a predicted model, not a curated record. The transcript has 11 exons.
CUCUCUCUCUCUCUCUCUCUCUUUCUCUCUCUCUCUGCUUCUCUUCGGCAAAUGAGCAAUGGGAACCAAUGCCAACACCAUAACCUUGAACCUCAACCUUAACCUUAGCCUCAAACUCAGUCCAACUCGACCCAAAACCAAAAUCCUCUGCAAGAACAACUCCGCCUUCGAAGAAAACAAGCAAGUGAGCGUGGACUAUGACGAGGGCAAGCACGAAGUCUCCACGCGCCUCACCGGCCUCAGGAAAGCCGAUAUUCAGAGACGCUACCGCCUCCGAGUCGAGGCCGACCGCUUCCAGAGGGACUGGACUUUGUCGGAAGUGGUCCAUGAAAUCCUCAGCCUCCGCCCUCAUGACGACAUUGAGGGCGUGUUGAAUCGCUGGAUUGGCCGCUUUGCCAGAAAGAAUUUUCCGCUUCUUAUCAGGGAGAUAACACAGAGGGGUUCCAUUGAACGUAGCAUUCAAGUUUUUCAGUGGAUGAAAAAUCAAAAGAACUAUUGUCCUCGGAAUGAUAUUUAUAAUAUGAUGAUCAGAUUACAUGCUAGGCAUAAUCGGACAGAUCAAGCACGUGGUUUGUUUUUUGAGAUGCAAGAGUGGAGGUGCAAGCCUGAUGCUGAGACUUACAAUGCUCUUAUCAAUGCACAUGGUCGAGCAGGUCAAUCGCGUUGGGCCAUGAAUAUUAUGGAAGACAUGCUACGUGCUUCUAUCCCUCCCAGUCGGUCAACAUAUAACAAUCUGAUCAAUGCUUGUGGAUCUAGUGGAAAUUGGAGAGAAGCUUUGAAAGUUUGCAAGAAAAUGACAGAUAAUGGAGUUGGGCCUGAUCUUGUUACUCACAAUAUCGUUUUGUCUGCAUACAAAAAUGGGGCUCAGUAUUCAAAAGCUUUGUCCUAUUUUGAGCUAAUGAAGGGGACAAACAUUCGUCCUGACACAACCACCCAUAAUAUUGUGAUACAUUGCCUAGUAAAGCUUGGCCAAUAUGCGAAAGCCAUUGAAAUGUUUAAUUCUAUGAGGGAGAAGAGAGCAGGAUGUCACCCUGACAUUGUAACAUUCACUAGCAUCAUUCAUUUGUAUUCUGUAUGUGGCCAAAUUGAAAAUUGUAAGGCUGUGUUCAAUACAAUGCUUGCAGAAGGCCUAAAACCUAACAUUGUUUCUUACAAUGCACUAAUAGGUGCAUAUGCUUCUCAUGGGAUGAGUAAAGAGGCAUUGUCUGUUUUCAAUAAGAUCAAGCAAAGUGGUUUCUGCCCAGAUGUUGUAUCUUAUACAUCUUUACUCAAUGCUUAUGGAAGAUCACAACAACCUAAAAAGGCCUGGGAAGUAUUUGACAAGAUGAAGAGAAACAACCGGAAGCCAAAUCUCGUCAGCUACAAUGCAUUGAUUGAUGCCUAUGGAUCUAAUGGUUUGUUAGCUGAAGCUGUUGAAGUCUUGCAUGAGAUGGAGCAAGAUGGGAUCCAGCCAAAUAUUGUCUCAAUAUGCACACUCUUGGCUGCCUGUGGACGAUGUGGCCAAAAGGUGAAGAUUGAUGCUGUGCUUUUAGCAGCUGAGCAGCGAGGCAUUCAGUUGAACACAGUUGCAUAUAACUCGGCUAUUGGAAGCUAUAUGAAUGUAGGGGAAUAUGAGAAAGCUAUAACCUUAUAUAGAUCUAUGAGGAAAAAGAAAUUUACACCAGAUUGUGUUACUUACACUGUGUUGAUAAGUAGUUGUUGUAAGAUGUCAAAAUAUACUGAGGCGCUUGGUUUCCUUGAUGAAAUGAUGAAAUUAAAAAUUCCUUUGUCCAAAGAGGUCUACUCAUCUGUGAUUUGUGCCUACAGCAAACAGGGUCAACUCGAAGAAGCAGAAUCUAUGUUCAACUCGAUGAAGAUGGCUGAUUGUUAUCCUGAUGUAGUUACAUAUACUGCAAUGCUACAUGCAUAUAAUGCUGCUGAGAAUUGGGAAAAAGCUUGUGUGCUAUUUGAAGAAAUGGAAGCAAAUAAUAUCCUACCUGAUACUAUUGCUUGUUCAGCUUUGAUGAGAGCUUUUAAUAAAGGAGGCCAACCAUCCAAGGUUCUAAUUUUGGCAGAAAUUAUGAGGGAAAAAGAAAUCCCUUUUGGGAAUUCCAUUUUCUUUGAAAUGGUAUCAGCUUGUAGCAUAUUACGAGAUUGGAGGACAGCAGUGGACCUGAUUAAGCUUAUGGAGCCCUCGUACACUGUACUUUCAGCUGGACUUUUGAAUCAGCUUCUGCAUUUUCUCGGAAAAAGUGGGAAGACUGAGACCAUGAUGAAGUUGUUUUACAAGAUAGUGGCCACUGGUGCUGAUAUCAAUUUUAAUACUUAUUCUAUUUUGUUGAAGAAUCUUUUGUCUGCUGGAAAUUGGAGGAAAUAUAUUGAGGUAUUGCAGUGGAUGGAGGAUGCAGGAAUUCAACCAUCGAAUGAAAUGUACAAUGAUAUUCUUUUCUUUGCUCAAAGAAGUGGUGGUGCUGAAUAUGCUGUUGUCAUUCAAGAAAGAGUUGAUUCCUUGAAAAGAAAAGUUGGGGAUCAAAUAUCUGUGAGCAAAUAGCGAUCCUUCUCGUCCAACCUUACCAUGGACAAAUGGAGCAAAAGCAUAUAAAGCCCAAUCCGCAAGAGUCACCAUCAACUUGACAUUUAAGUUGUCUCUUUGUGGAGGGGGUGACCAGGGAUCACCUGAGCAGUAGGUUGUUUGCUCUGGGGCAGUUAUGAGCCGGACUUUGGCGUUGAGCAGGUUACACAAGAUCAAGCUAUGUUCAUUAUAUUUAAGAGAGUUCCAGCAGCUACUGGAUAUCAACCUUGCUAUUGACAUCUCGAAUAUAUAAGAAAGUCAACCUUCUUGGAAGGCUUUUGUAUGUGGCUGCAGAGAUAGAAAACUUAAAGCAAAGGGUCUCUUUCGCAAAUCAAUACAUCCAAGGAAGUGAUUUGUGUUUUGUCACUAUUUUAUGUGUAGAGAGGACUGCUGGGGUAUCACCUGAGGCCAAUAUUCAUGAUAUGGAGAAAAUUUCUUUGUUGUAUCCAUUCUCUUUCUUCAAUGUAAUUUAUUCAUUGUUAAUAGGAAAAUUUUAAUUCUAUUUUAUUCAAAAUAUGAAGCAGGUUUGAUUA